Messenger RNA from Exaiptasia diaphana, 1744 nucleotides. RefSeq lists its product as uncharacterized. The record is from RefSeq and is a predicted model, not a curated record. Gene Ontology annotation, molecular function: zinc ion binding. The transcript is spliced from 6 exons. Lineage: Eukaryota; Metazoa; Cnidaria; Anthozoa; Actiniaria; Aiptasiidae. Bases 71 to 1744 code for a protein of 557 amino acids.
AAUCACGUGACUUUUUGCCUACCAAAUCUCUUCCGGUUUCCAAGUGACGGGCAAACGAUUAUAAACAAACAUGGCCGAGAACGCGCACGUGAGUGACCUUGAUACUUCAAUGCAAGAAAACACUCUUUCCGAGUACACUAAAACUCUAGACCCAAAGACAAAACGUAGAUACGUCGACAAAAUAUCUCUUUGCGAUGGAAUCGAUCCUUAUAUGAUGAAAUCGAAAGAGUUUUCACAAGAUUUUAACGAUCUACCUGCUAUCGAGUUUCCCGACAUUUCGAACUACUUGGUAAUCCAUACCUCGUUUUACACGGGAAAACAAAUGAAAGCCUUUAAAAGUCUCGAGGCCUAUAAUUAUUUUGUUUGUGGAUGGGUCCAUGAUGUUGGCAUUAAGAUCSUUAAAGACGAAAACCGACUGAUAUUUGCAAGGGUCAACCACUCACAGAGAUCAACACAAACUCCAUUGAAGACUUGGGUAAUUGCAAAGAAAGAUGGUGAAGUAAUGACAGCCCAUUGCAACUGCAUGGCCGGGCUAGCAGAAUCCUGCUCACAUAUUGGAGCUGUCCUUUAUUACGCAGRAACAGCUGUUCGCAUGCGAGAGUCUGUCACCUGCACUAUGGAAAAAAGCAAAUGGUUGAUGCCAUCAAGAGCAAAAAAGAUAAAUCCAGCACCAGUAUCUGAUAUUGACUUCAGCUCCGCAAAGGCCAAGAAACACAAACUAGAGCAUGCAAUCAGCUGUGGAACACCAAAUGCUACCCCAUCUACUAGACACAACAAAUAUCCAUUAGUUGUUGCUGGGUCAGAAGAACAUGAAAAUUUCUUUAAAUUGUUAAAUACUAACUUUCCAAAUAGUGCUGCACUGAUGUUUAAACAGCCCUAUUACACAAGAUUUAUCCCAAAAUCAUCCACAACAGCAAUGCCCAAGAGCAUUAUGUCAUACAGGACUGAUGCAUCUUUAGAACUUUGUGACGACAAGUUAACAGAAGAAUGCAAAAAACUGAAUGUGGUGCUAACUCAACAAGAAGCUAACCUAAUUGAAGCUGAAACAAGAAAACAAGCAAAGUCCAAUAUAUGGUUCUCACAAAGAGCAGGCCGUUUAACAGCAUCAAAACUCAAAGCAGCCCUAAAGACAAAUCCUGACAAACCAUCAAAAAGUCUUGUGAAAAGUAUUUGUUAUCCUGAAGCUUACAGAUUUACAAGCAGUGCUACCAGUUAUGGCKGUAAACAUGAGUGCCAUGCACGAAAGAAGUACGAGGAGCUAAUGUCAAGUCAACAUGAGAGCUUCACUGUUAGUGAUAGUGGUUUGAGAAUACAUACUAAUUGGCCACACCUGGGUGCCUCUCCUGAUGGGGUUGUAAUCUGCAAGUGCUGUGGAAAUGGAGCUUGUGAAAUCAAGUGUCCUUACUGCCAGAAAGACAAAGAAAAUAUUGAGAGUUGUCUUGGUGAGAAGGGUUUUUGUCUGAUUAAGACUGACAAUGGCCAAAUGCAACUAGACAGGAGUCACGCCUAUUAUUAUCAMGUGCAAGCACAGAUUAACAUCAUGGAAUGUGAAUAUUGUGACUUUAUAGUUUGGAUCAAAAAUGAUAUCUUUAUUGAGAGAAUUGAGCCAGAUCCUUYCUUUUGGGAAAAUAUAUUACCAAAAGCAGAGGUCUUUUUUAGGAAGUGUAUUCUACCUGAAGUGUUAGGGCAAUAUUUCACAAAGYAAAUGGUACCCACUUUAAAGCAAUYAAAUAGACAAAUAUAA